GAUAAUGGCUUCUCCCAGUUCCAGAUCUCAUGGAGUUAUCACCUGUGAUCUUUGUGAGAACCCUGCCAAGAAAUUUUGUAACAGCUGCCAAGUCAGUUUAUGUGCAAAAUGUGUCCACAAACAUGUCAAGAAAUUCAAGUCUCUGACGCAUGACAUAGUUCCCUUCAAGGAUAGAAUGACACUUGUUUUGCCCGAUUGUGAAUUUCAUUCUAACCAGAGAUGUGAGGCCCAAUGUCAGCAGUGUGAUGUCCCUGUCUGCAUUAAAUGCAUCAUCAAUUCCCAUAAUGGUCACAGUAUAACAGACAUGUCAAAGUUCUUCAUUGAAAAGAAAGAAGAAAUCCGUAAGGAAACUCUCGAAAUUGAAUCCAGUAUUUUGCCAAUGGUUGAGAAGAAGGCUUCUUUUGCAAGAAUUAACAUGGCAUACAGAACAGAAGACUUCAUCGACAUGGAAAUAGCAAUGGUGGAACAUAGACAGUUCUGGCAUCAAGAAGUCGACAUCAUCUUCGAUAAACUCAGUUCGACAAUAAAGUCUAUGAAAGAUAGAUAUCGGUGUGUCAUGAAAUUCCACAAAUCACAUCUAGAAAACAUGAUUCCUCAAAUAACACAAACAGUUCAACAAAACAAAGAAGUCUUGAAGUCCAAAAAAGUGUCUGAUGUCACAAAUUAUAAAUCCCAACUGAUGAAAUACCAAAACAACUAUGAUUGUAUUGACAUCAAUGAGCCAAUUCCUUCCUUAUUAACCAAUACUUUUGAAGAGAACGUUCUUCAAAAGAGAGAACUGUAUAUAGAGCUGGGUGAAUACAAGGCUACAUUGACACAGGGACCAGAGUUAUUUGCCAAAGCCAGAGAUAUUUCCAUCAUUUCUACUGAGGAUAGAAGUCCAUUGAGAGUGGCCUGUGUAGAAGAAGAUAAAGCCUGGGUUAGUUACUUAGAUAAAACCCUAAGAUGUAUUGACCAACAGGGGACUGUACACGAGACCCUUACCCCCACGUGUCAAGUAGCUGACUUUUCUGUUACUUCAUCAGAUGAACUCAUUUAUAUUGAUUCUGAAAACAAAACAGUGAACAAAGUCAACCAAGGAAAGACAGAGGUACUGAUCACCCUACCAAAAGACUGGACACCUCUAUCACUAGGCCGUACAACAUCAGAGAACAUUCUUGUCAAUCUGGAGAAAGACAACCGACAUAAAAUUGUCUGCUUUCAGGGACAAACAGUUAAACAGGUAAUUUAUAAAGACAAGAAGAACAGAGAAAUCUUUGGACGUGGAUGUUCUUCUCUGAGUAUGGCUGAGAACGGCAAUGGAGACCUCUGUGUUGCUGAUUUUAAUGCCGGCAUUGUGGUUGUGUUGAAUAAGGCAGGAAGAGUCCAUUUCCGAUAUGACGGUACACCAGCCAUGAGGGAGGAAGAAUUCAAACCUGAUCAUAUUGUGACAUGCUCCAUGUGUCGGAUCAUUGUGGGGGAUUUCAUCAACAAUGGUUGUCUACACAUUCUAAAUAUGGAUGGACAGUUCUUGAGAUGUGUGGAUAAUUUUGGAGUAAAUAGCCUCGAUGACAUCACUGGACUGAGUGUGGACCCUGAUGAUAGGUUGUGGAUAGUAGUGGAUUGUGAAGAAGUUAAAGUGAUUCAGGUCUUUAGAUAGGAAUUCCAAUGUAGUGAAGGGGAUUCAGAUCUUUAGACUUUAGAUCUUUUAAUAUAGUAAUGAAGUGAAGGUGACCCUGGUCUUUAGACAGGAUUUUUAUAUAGUGAAUGUGAGCCAGGUCUUUGGACAGGAUUAUAGUAAAUGAAUGUGAGCCAGGUCUUUAGACAGGCUUGUAGUAGGAAGUAAAGGUGAUGCUUAAUUUACUAGAAGAUGAGUUCUUUCUGUGUUUCAAAUGUGGUAUUAUUAAUAUACAUUUCAAUUUUCUUUUUUAAUUUGUUUUUAUCACAUUGUUUUCACUUUGCAAUAUAUUUUUUUAAUAUUUAAUUGUACGUGGUAGGUCCAAAAGAAACAGUUGUUACCUGAAAUCCCCUAAAAUGUAACCUGCAGAUAAUCCCUUCAUCCUGUAAAUGAUACCAAGUUUUAACCCUUUGUCAUGAUGAUUAAAGAUAGUAAGAAUUUUCUAUAAAUGUUUGAAUACCUGUGAAUGUGACAAUUAGAUAUUGAAUAACCCUCAUGAUUAUUUUUCUGCUUUGCAAACUACUGAAGAGUACAUGUAAUGAAAAAAAAUAUUAUUGAAAAAAAGGUUUGUUUGAGGAAUAAAAUGUACAGUCAGGUGCAUAAUACAUUAACAUUUUAUUUUCAAAAAUAGGGCAAAUGCGUUUUUUGUUUUUUGUUGUUGUUGUUUUUUUUUUUUUUGUCACAAUGAGUUACCUCUCUUUGUUUCUGUCCUUCAUUAAUUUCUUUUUCCCCAUCAUUGGGAAC
This is a messenger RNA of Saccostrea echinata, 2401 nucleotides long. RefSeq lists its product as uncharacterized. Gene Ontology annotation, molecular function: zinc ion binding. The record is from RefSeq and is a predicted model, not a curated record. The coding region runs from base 5 to 1639 and encodes 544 amino acids. Lineage: Eukaryota; Metazoa; Mollusca; Bivalvia; Ostreida; Ostreidae. The transcript has a single exon.